This is a messenger RNA of Lepus europaeus (European hare), 750 nucleotides long. RefSeq lists its product as uncharacterized. NCBI's taxonomy places the organism in Eukaryota, Metazoa, Chordata, Mammalia, Lagomorpha, Leporidae. Bases 1 to 750 code for a protein of 249 amino acids. The transcript is spliced from 2 exons. The record is from RefSeq and is a predicted model, not a curated record.
AUGCUGCUGGCGGGCGCUGCGGCGUGGCGGCGGCGGCGGCGGGACCCCGCGAGCGGCUGCGUUAGGCGCGUUGGGGCCGCGGGGCGCUGUGGUCGCGCUCCGCCGGGCGGGAGCCCCCGGGGCCGAAGAGCCCCCCGAGCCGGCUGCUCAUGGCGGGAACUUGGGGCCCGGGCUGGGCCGGGGGCCGCCGCCGCCUGGGCUGCUGCUCGCGCGGCGCCGCCUCAGCGCCCGCCUCGGCGCAUCGCCGUGCGCCGCGCUCCCGCCUGGCGGGCUGGCUCCGAGCGUGUGAGCGCGGGCGGCGGGUCGGGCAGGGCUCGGGCAGCGCGGCCGGGGCGGCAGAGGCUGGUGCCGCCCGCGCGCCCGACUCGCCCCCUGUCCCGCUCUCCGCCCGCCCCUCUGCACUUGCUGCCCGCCUCCCUCCUUCUGCCUUUAUCCCCCCGCCCCCCAAGCUCGCCCUCCGCCGGCAUCACGUGUCGCCAUCACACUCAUUGGGAGUCUCUGCCUCGCCUGUCGCCACGUUUCAGGAGCAACGAGGACACUCCGUUGCUGUCCUCUGCGCGCCCUCCCCGCUGCCACCGCCCCCUGCUCCGAGGAGGAGCGCACCGUGGCCCAGAUGCGACCAAAGGGCCCCCACCCCUAAUGCCCCGGGAAAGGCAGAUGGGAGCGGACGGGCUCCGAGGGUGCGGGAGGGGAGAGAGGCUUGGGGCGGGGACAGCAGAGCUCCCUCCGGAGCCACCUUGGGAAGCGUGA